AGGGAACAUCAGACAGAAAUCAUGGGUGCUUUCCUCCCUUGGUACACCUUCACUGCUGUCAUUCUCCUGGCUAUUCAUGGAGGUUUGUGUGUGGAUAUCAUUGGAGGAACUGAAGUAGCGCCACACUCGAGACCAUUCAUGGCCCAAAUCAAGGGACGAAGAGGAAUUAUUUGUGGAGGAGCUUUAAUUAAGGAAAACUGGGUGUUAACAGCUGCACACUGUAACACGAAAAAAAGCAAAGUUAUUCUUGGAGCCCAUUCAUCAAAUAAAAGAGAAAAAGAACAGCAAGCUUUUCAGAUUGCAGAACGUUUUCCUCAUCCACGCUACAACCCCAGUACCAAGGAAAAUGACAUUAUGCUGCUUCAGCUUCGGGGAAGAGCAAAACUUAAUAAAGCUGUGCAAACAAUCCCACUGCCUUCUUCAGAUUAUGAUCCCAAACCAGGAACAGUUUGCACAGUAGCAGGAUGGGGUAGGACUACAAAUCCUUUGAAAAAUCGUCCAGGCAAUCUCCCUUCUGCCCUGAUGGAAGUCAAUGUCACUGUCAUCAGGAGGGAAAUAUGCAACGAUGAAAAGCAUUAUAAUGGCAAACCUGUCAUAACAAAGAACAUGAUAUGUGCAGGAGCUAAGAAUAAGGAUUCAUGUAGUGGGGACUCUGGUGGACCUCUAAGAUGUAAUAAUAAUAUGACAGGCAUCACUUCAUUUGGGAAGAGGAAAUGUGGCAAUGCUGAUGGCCCUGGUAUCUACACUCGACUCACAAAGCAACACAUUAAAUGGAUAAGGAAAACCAUAGGGGGGGCCCAGCAGAUUGGGUUUGGGCCACAUGGUUUGUGUAAAUGA
Messenger RNA from Melospiza georgiana, 837 nucleotides. Its product is annotated as granzyme A-like. Gene Ontology annotation, biological process: proteolysis. The record is from RefSeq and is a predicted model, not a curated record. The coding region runs from base 22 to 837 and encodes 271 amino acids. NCBI's taxonomy places the organism in Eukaryota, Metazoa, Chordata, Aves, Passeriformes, Passerellidae. Gene Ontology annotation, molecular function: serine-type endopeptidase activity. The transcript is spliced from 5 exons.